CAUAAAUUUACAACAUAACAUAAAUUUACAACAUAAAUUAACAGAAAACACUAAACUAGCUAACUAAGAGGCCAGACUGACCUAACAUAAAUUACAACAUAAAUUAACAAAAGCUGACUAUCUAACUAUCUAAGGAAAACUUGGUAGGUAGGUAGUGCAGGAACAGUAAACAUUCCUUAAUGUAGCAGCAAAAAUUAGGAAGUAGAGAAGUUAGUGCAAAAAAGUCCAGUUAUCAUAUUGUGCAAAAGAGCAUUUACAGGUUGGUGUGUACGAUAGUUAGUCUCAAUGCUUUGAGACUAUGUGUGUGUGUGUGUGUGUGUGUGUGUGUGUGUGUGUGUGUGUGUGUGUGUGUGUGUGUGUGUGUGUGUGUGUGUGUGUAGGUGUGUGUGUGUGUGUGUAAAGAUAACAGAGUUAUUCUCAGAACUCAGAGCUGAGGUUCCCCUUUUCCAAGUCUGUAUCUUCCAAACCAGAAAGAGGAAGCUGCAAGUUGUUUAUCACAGAAGAGUUCAUGUCAAAAGGUGAAAAGUCACAUAGACAUGUGCUUAAUGAUAAAAUAAAAAGAUACAUUUCAUAUAGCUGAUCACAUUAUACAAUAUUCUCUUUUGACAGUCCCUCCAGUUGAUCACGAAAUGAAAUGUACAAUUCAUCAGUGAGUAACUACUUGUCUUUCACAUUCUCAGUUACUACAUCAUCAGUUACACUUCAUCUUCAUCUAACAAAUAGGAAAAGAAGUCUUCCUGAUCUUCAUCGGUUUUGGUACAUCUGCGUAUGCUUGAGAUCUCCCAGAGCGACUGCAUCACACAUAUACAGACACAUGCCUUCCUCUCCCUCUACAGCCUGGCACAAAUCUCAGUGCAGAAUAUCAACAGCCUGAGGUUUAUUGAAAAAGGCGCCUUCGCUGACCUGCCCAAGCUGGAAUAUUUGAGCAUCUCUAACACGGGCAUUGCACACUUCCCAGACUUCACAACUAUCUCUUCCCUGUCGCCAAAUAUUAUCCUAGAAAUGGCAGACAACAUGGAGAUUGACAUCAUUCCUGCCAAUUCCUUCCAGGGUAUCACAGAGGAGUAUGUUGACAUGAACCUGGUUAGAAAUGGCUUCAAGGAAAUCAAAUCGCACGCAUUCAAUGGGACUAAGCUCAACACGCUAGUUUUGAGAGACAACUGGUAUCUCCGUAACAUUCAAGAAGAUGCCUUUGAAGGAGCCACAGGUCCAACUCUUCUGGAUGUUUCCUCCACGGCUCUGAGGUCUCUCCCCCCUAAUGGAUUGAGGCACGUUAAAUUUCUGAAAGCCAGCCAUGCCUAUGCUCUAAAGAGCCUCCCUCCGCUGGAAAGUCUGGCUGAACUGCUGGAAGCUGAGCUCACGUACCCGAGCCACUGCUGCGCCUUCCACACAUGGCGGCGGAAACAAAGGGAAAGUGCCUUAAAGAACUUGACAAAGUUUUGUGAUCUGAUGAAUACAGAAAUAGAUCCAACUGCUGAUGACACGAGUCUUAUCAAUGACAUCAACUUUCAGUAUCCAGAUCUGGAAUUUGACUGUCUUAGCAACCCUUUUGUCAAAUGCUCCCCAAAGCCAGAUGCUUUUAAUCCUUGCGAGGACCUACUGGGCUUUUCAUUCCUGCGCUGUCUCACCUGGAUCAUUAUGGUUUUCGCUGUCGCCGGUAACCUGGCUGUUUUGGUCAUCCUGCUAAUUGGCCACCAUAAGCUCACAGUCUCCAGAUUCCUCAUGUGUAAUCUGGCCUUCGCCGACCUGUGCAUGGGGCUUUAUCUCAUUCUAAUUGCCUUCAUGGACUACCAUUCCCAUCAUGAGUACUACAAUCAUGCCACAGACUGGCAGACCGGUCCUGGAUGUGGCAUAGCAGGGUUUCUGACUGUGUUUUCCAGCGAGCUAUCCGUAUACACGCUGACUGUGAUUAGCCUUGAACGCUGGCAUACCAUUACCAAUGCCAUGCAUGUCAACAAGAGGCUGCGCAUGCAUCAUGUCACAGCCAUGAUGGUAGGAGGUUGGGCUUUCUCUCUGCUGGUUGCCCUGCUCCCUCUUGUGGGGGUCAGUAGUUACAGCAAAGUGAGCAUCUGUCUGCCCAUGGAUAUCGACACACUCAGCGCUCAGGUUUAUGUGGUGGCUGUGCUCAUUCUCAAUGUUGUUGCUUUCCUGGUGGUUUGUUACUGUUACAUAUGCAUAUAUCUCAGUGUUCACAACCCAGAGCACUCCACCCGGCGUGGAGACACCAAGAUUGCCAAGCGCAUGGCUGUGCUCAUUUUCACUGACUUUCUCUGCAUGGCACCGAUCUCUUUCUUCGCUAUCUCUGCAGCCCUGCGUAUGCCCCUCAUAACCGUGUCUCACUCGAAAAUCCUGCUCAUUCUCUUCUAUCCUAUCAACUCCCUCUGCAAUCCUUUCUUGUACACCAUCUUCACACGAGCAUUCAGGAAAGACGUGUGUCUGCUGCUGAGUCGCUGUGGCUGCUGCAAUUCCCACGCUGACUUCUACAGGUCACAGACUCUGGGUUCACACCUGACCUGUACCCAGAAAAUGUCCAAAAGAGAACCUCACUCGCUCGGCUUUUAUGCCUAUCACAUCAAGAUGAAGGGCUGCUUUCUAAAUAAGGGAACCACAUGACCAACCACAUACACAACUGCGUAAUGCACUGAAAGGCAACACCUGCCACCUUACUAAAAAUGUAGCAUUUCUUCGUAAUGUAGAUCUCAUGAAAAGAUUGUCAGUUGUGUGCAUGGCAAGCAUCAGAUCAAAUUUGAUCGUGUUUAGUGUGCAAACUGAAAACUGCAUCAGACAAAUGUAACAGGUGCUGCAGCCUUUAUUUCUGCAAAUGUAUUAUAGUACAUUAAAGAAGACAGAUGGAGCAGGGAUGGCAAAAUAAGCUAAUUUAUUUGCAAAGCUACUCUGUAUUUAAUAAUAUUAAAAAUUAAAAUUAUUUAUUGUUUGCUUUCUAUAAGAAUGAGGUUUCAAGUUCUUAGAAAGUAAUUAAAUGAAGACUAAUUUUGCCAGAGAUGAGUUUUGGUGCCACCUUUUGGUUUGUUGUACUCAGGACAGAUUUGGAUUGGAAAGUUAAAAGUCUGCACACAUCCAGGAGCAACUCAGUUGAACCUAGAGCCAAGAUCAAAUAAAUGGUACUGAUAUUUAAUAUGUAAAAUAAUUUUACAAUCAUUUAAAGGCAAAGUAUGUGGAAAAUGUGUUUUUAAAUCUUUUUCAUUUUUUCUUGAUUUAGCAACAACUGUUACGCCUACUAGUCAAGAAUAUUAAAUGUCAGAUCACCCUUUCUGUUUAUGUUUUAAGAAAACUUGAAUAUGUUUCUUAAUCUGGCUUUUAUGACUGAAAAAAUCAAUACUACACAAAUGUGUUUUUGUUAUAAUCAUUGCAAACUUUCCUGUAUAUUUUUCCACUUUGUAUUUCUUUCUGAUAUUUUACAUGAUUUAAAAAAGAAAGAAAAUAAAAAUACUGGACUUGUCUUUUUUAACCACUACUGUGAAUGUUAAACACUUCAUGUUAGAUUGUAAGAGUAUGAGGGCUGUGUAAUAUAUGCCUUUGUAGCAAUCUUUACUUAGAGUCUGAAAAAAAAAAAAAACCCAAAAAACCCACACAGUCUUCCAAAAUU
Molecule: messenger RNA, 3607 nt
Organism: Oreochromis aureus
Lineage: Eukaryota; Metazoa; Chordata; Actinopteri; Cichliformes; Cichlidae
Product: lutropin-choriogonadotropic hormone receptor-like
Exons: 10
Coding region: 769-2613 (614 amino acids)
Biological process (GO): male gonad development; follicle-stimulating hormone signaling pathway
Cellular component (GO): membrane
Molecular function (GO): protein binding; follicle-stimulating hormone receptor activity; thyroid-stimulating hormone receptor activity
Source: RefSeq, a predicted model, not a curated record